This is a messenger RNA of Calypte anna (Anna's hummingbird), 1316 nucleotides long. RefSeq names its product GAR1 ribonucleoprotein (gene GAR1). Gene Ontology annotation, biological process: snoRNA guided rRNA pseudouridine synthesis; ribosome biogenesis. NCBI's taxonomy places the organism in Eukaryota, Metazoa, Chordata, Aves, Apodiformes, Trochilidae. Gene Ontology annotation, molecular function: box H/ACA snoRNA binding. The record is from RefSeq and is a predicted model, not a curated record. Bases 121 to 750 code for a protein of 209 amino acids. Gene Ontology annotation, cellular component: box H/ACA snoRNP complex. The transcript is spliced from 7 exons.
UUCCCGGCAGUGUGGGCGGUUUCCAUGGAGGCGGGGCGGGAGCGGCGGCGGCGCGCGAUGCUGACGUCACAGUCGGCGGCUCGCGGGACGCCACGUGCAGGGAACAGGAGGUAGAACAGAAUGUCUUUCCGGGGAAGAGGAGGAAGGGGAGGAGGCUUCAACCGUGGAGGAGGUGGCGGUGACAGAGGUGGCUUUAACCGUGGUGGCCGAGGUGGCUUUGGACGGGGAGGUGGCCGAGGAGGCUUCAACAGAGGCGGAUAUGACCAAGGACCUCCGGAAAGGGUCGUGUUGUUGGGAGAGUUCAUGCAUCCGUGUGAAGAUGACAUUGUUUGUAAAUGUAAAACAGAAGAAAACAAGGUGCCUUAUUUCAAUGCCCCGGUGUACUUGGACAAUAAGGAGCAGAUUGGCAAAGUGGAUGAGAUCUUCGGGCAGCUGAGAGAUUUUUAUUUUUCCGUGAAACUUUCUGAGAACAUGAGAGCCUCUUCAUUUAAAAAAAUGCAAAAGUUUUACAUUGAUCCAGCAAAGCUGCUGCCUCUUCAGAGGUUUUUGCCAAGGCCACCUGGAGAAAAAGGUGCUCCCAGAGGAGGUGGUAGAGGAGGACGGGGAGGAGGAAGAGGUGGUGGUAGAGGAGGAUUUGGAGGAGGAAGAGGUGGAGGAAGAGGAGGAGGAUUCAGAGGAGGAAGAGGUGGAGGUGGAGGAUUCAGGGGAGGAAGAGGUGGUGGAGGAGGCUUUAGGGGAAGAGGCCAUUAAAUGUGGAGCCACAGAUAUUUCCCUGAUGUCUUACCAUACCAGCUGCAGAAGUGAAGAACAAGGAAAAUCUUUUGUAAAAGUCCCUGAAAAAGUUCUUUUUGUAAAGAACUUGGAGAAUGAAAAUUGUUUUUACACUUAAAGACUGUUGGGCAGCAUAAGUGGAGAGUGGAGUUCAGUCAGAACUGAAGACUGCUCAGAAUAUACUUGAACAUCUUUGACUAAGCCAGGAUUCAAUGUUAUUCUUAAACCAUUUCUGACAAGUGACAGUCACCUCAUGUGAUCUCAUAGUGAGUUCAUGUUGGAGUUUGGAGCAAACAAUCAGUUGCAGUGCUUUUUUUCAUAAAACUCAUCAGGUUCACUACAUGCAUAUUUGUCACAAUGAAGCUGUUACUUCUGUGACUGAUCCCCAGUUCUCAUCCUCUUUUUAUAUUGAAAGUUCUGAAUCUUGCUCAGAAGUGGACAUGCUGUUUAAACAUCCUUUGUGAGUCCUUUUUUACAAACUAAACUUCAAAAUUUUGUGUUGAUAGGGUUUUUUAUAUGUAAUAUAUAUAAAAAAGAGAGCAAAG